Molecule: messenger RNA, 31268 nt
Organism: Pelobates cultripes (western spadefoot toad)
Lineage: Eukaryota; Metazoa; Chordata; Amphibia; Anura; Pelobatidae
Source: the annotation of a GenBank genome assembly
AUCAAUUCCAAAUAUAUGAAAUCUCAUAAAUACCCGAAGAAUUUGGUGACUGGCAAAGUAUAUCUGUGCUGCAUGCGAAUAUAGUACUCAGCAAAAGGAAUGGGUGUGAGUGCAUUGCAUCUUUACUGCUCUCCUAUCGCCACACCAUCAUAUUUCCUGCUUUUUAGCCCAGUUUUAAGUUUCCAGAUGUGGUUCUAUCGGUACCCCCCCUCCCCUCCCAAACAAAACACGUGUCACUCAGCUGGAAACUCCAGGACGUUUCCGGGUUCUGGCAUCGAUUGAGCGAGUCUGGCAGGGUCUGGAGUCGAUGGCCGAGCUAGGAGAGUGGCUUUCUGGUAUAUGCGGCCUGCAGCUGGGCCACCGUGUACAGGGCUGGGAUGCUGGACUUCGCCAUAUUCGCCAUCACUUUCCUCCUGAUCCUAGUGGGGGCCGUGCUGUACUUGUACCCGGUAACCUGGCACUGACUGGGGGGCUCUGCAUGCAUGGGGGGAUGCUGCAUGGAUUUGGGACAUGGAGUACACAAACAGCAACAGGUCCUGGGGUAUCACAGGAUGCAGGGCUAUUCAAUAAAGUACCAGGAAUUCGAACGGGAAUUUCGAAUGUUCAGUCAAAGUAUCAGAAAUGGAAACCUGGAGAAUUUCUCUAAUUGGCCUAUUGUGGCCUUAAAUUUGGAAAUUCAUUCAGAAUUCUCUUUAAUUUCCACAUUAGUAAAUAGCUCUGACAGAUUCUAGCAAAUCCUUGGGAUUUAUAUGUUAUGUAGGGACAUCUUGUUUGUAGAAUAGUGCAGAAAGAAUGGAUAGUUAAAGGGACAGUAUGGCAGCACAGGUGUAGGGGUCUUCUCUGGGGUAUUCCUGUCAGAUUGGCAUUGGGAUAUCUGGCAUAAUCUGCCCUUCGCCCGUCUGAUAGUGUGCCAUCAAUUUUCUUGUUUACAGUGGUACUUGUUAUAUUGGUACAAUUUGGUGUCUUGUAUUUUAUUUUUAGUGUGUGUGUUUUUUGGUUUUUUUUGUUGUUUUUUUUUUAAUUUUGUUUUAUUUUCUUAUAAUUUGGGGUAUAGGGUAUUGUAGCGAUUUUUUGCAUUUCCUCUUACUAUUUAUUUUUAAGUGGUAUGUAGAAGGAAUCUUUCGAUUAGUUGAAAUUAAAAAUCCAAAAUUGCCAGAAGUUGCAUGAAUGAUUCUAUUUCAUAAAUGGCACUAAGCUGAAUUUAUCUUCCUUGGAAAGGUGAAUGUGUAUGUUACUAACAUACCAUAAAUCAGUGGUAAGAUGGUGGGGUCUCUUCACUAAAUAUUCAGUUUUAGUAAAUGAAACACAAAAUUGCAAAAUAACAAAAUGGGAAUAUCGGUAAGUUGGACCGUUUUUUUUCAGAUGCGUUUUUUUGGCCCACUUUUGCCGUUUUGAUCUCAAAUUUGAAGGAAAAAAAAAUUACGUUUAGUGAAUACCUUUUGUGUAACAUAAGUUUUUUUUUUGUUUGUUUUUUUUUUGUUACACUUGUUUAAUAGUUAUGCUAGAAAUUUUUUAAUAUUGCAGAAAAUAUGAUGAUUUUACCAUGCUUUCUACAUACGUGGAACAUAGUAUUUUACUUGCUCUUUAUUGUUUUGUUUUUUUUGUUUGUUUUUCAUGUAAGUCUUCCAGACAAGCAUGUGGGAUCCCUGGCCUAGCACCUACAGAGGAGAAGUAAGUUAUCCUAUUACUUAUUUUUUUUUAGUAUUUAUUUAGACUUUUUCAUACAAUAAGGAUAGUAGUAAACAGUAAAGAAUGCAACCUUAGGUUGCAUUAUAAGUCAAGACAUGUUCGUAAUCUUCAUUUAUACAGUGCAAUCAACAGAUAUUGGCAUGUGCCAAUACAUUCGUCCCAUACCAGGGGUGACAAAGAGCCCCCCCCAGACCUUCUGUCGAGGGCUCCUUUCUGGGCUAUGAGCCAUGACGUAGGUAGAGGUCCAACAGAGCAGUGCGCCACUUCCGUGUGCCCUCUUUUUGUCCCCUCAUCUUGUGCUUACGGGCAGCAGGAAUGCUAGAGCGUACACCAACAUUGGCCCGAUCCAUCCUGCAUACAUUUAUAUGAUAUUUAUAGGAGGACAUGCGUGUGUGUCAUAGAAUAACCUUAAAAUGCGAUGAUGGCGACCUAUGUGCAUAGUACCAAAUGUUAUCAUAUUACUUUUUAAGUCGCAGUGCAUUCUGGUCCAUUGAGGGUAAAACAGGAUUUAUAUUCCUCUGGGUAGAUGCCAUUCAUCACUUAUUCAAAACUUAAAUUUUGUAUUAUGUCCUGCACGUUCACUUCUGCACAUGUUGAAGAAAGCAUUUGACUUCACAUUCCUAUGAAUUUUAUUUUAAACUAGAAAAGCUACAAUUUCUGGGGAAAUUGUGUGAAGUGUUCUUGCCUCCACUGGAGUGGGCGGAGUAACUGUUAUCAUUUACAUAGCACAUUUAAUUGCAACGUUGUUGCACAGUUACAUUAAACCAUACAUUUAUAAAAAACAUUAGCAGGUGUUCAAAAGGCCCUGUCUAUGACAUCACUUGCUGCUGCAGCCUUGACAGGUCAGAGUAUUUUGGUGGUUGCCAUCUUCAAACGGUCGUAUUUUAAAUCCUACAGCGAAGAGCUUUAUAGUGUGGGAAUCACAAGACCCAGACCUACAUUUUGAUGCAUAGUAUGUCUCUGAAGUAUUAAAAAUGAAGGCACAGUCGCAGUUUAGAAAUUGCACUUCAAAUUUGAGCUUUGUAGAGUGCAGUUUCAAUGAAUGUCAAUGGACGGCGUUAGUUGCAAACAAAUGAUUAUAUUGUGAAAACUAUCAGGACUACGGCUUAGCCGUUGACAUGUUUAGUGGCAGCAGGGAUAGCUGAACGUUUUGAUAUAAGAUUUGUGUAGGUGGGCCUGAAAAUAAGGGAGUGGUGGCAGUUUAGAAAUCAUGUCCUGAUUUUUCAGCUUUUGCCAGCUCCCACUCUAGCUUUGCCAUUCAUUCCUAUGGGACAAAUUUCGCCACAAGAACGACGAUAUUCCGUGAACCAUUCGGCGAAACGUUCCACAAAGUAAUAGCAAUCCGAUCGGGAACAAUCUGCACGUUUUGGUAAAUUUUUGUCUAUGUAGUGUAAAAACUGUGGGAGGAGUUUGGGUGGCAAAUUUUGCUAUAAUAAUAAUAAUAAUAAUAAUAAUAAUAUAUAUGUGAGAUAACAACAUUAAGUGGUCUUGCUAUGCAAGAACACUUAAUUAAGUAAAAUGAUACUUAGAAGAACACUCUACCAUUAAAAAUGGAUAUAUAUUUUUCUUCAAUGGUAGAUUGUUUGUUUCUUCUGUUACUCCCUCCAAGAUUAAAAAAAACAAAACAUCUUUAUCUUUAAUCCAUCACUGGGACAGUCUCCAAAAUGCAGUCUAUCUACUCACAAUUACACGAUUUGCCUAUAGAAGAGCACUGAAUCAAAUACUUUUCACAGAGCCAAUUUAAUGCUUUUUAACGUUGUCAUGCUUUGGUGCUUAGAAUGCGCCUCAAACUAAAAUAAUAUUUAACUUGUGUUGUGUUGUUAUUCACUAAACUUGGACUUGUUGAGAAUUGACAAGAGAAAUGCAUAGAAAUUCUAAAAAUGUGCACAUUUUUCAAGAACGCUAAUCUGGUCUAUAAUUUGCAAUUGCCAUGUUGGUUUUCUACAAUUCUUGGUUUAGUAAAUAACCCUAGAUGUCAGUGAUCUGGGCUCAUUUUCUUAGUAAUUCUAAAAGGAUAUCAGAAUUCUGCCAUUCAGGUUAUGCAUAUCGUGUCAUGAGAACAUUAAUGCUAAAUGUGGUAACUGGUAACAUUUUAACAGGUAUGCAUAGUGUUUGGUAGUUCUUUUCCCCUACAAGAACAGACUUCUGUUUAUAGAUAUUGUGCUAUCUAUAUGGUAAUGCACACCUGUACAUAUUGGGGGUUUUUUUCAGUAAAUUGUAGGGAUUGCAUAUAGGAAAAUAAUGUAUUUGAGAUUUUACCGUUUCAUUUUUAUAAUUUUGUUUAGUCCUUUAAGAGUAUUUCUUCUCCUGAUUGCUGACCAUUUUUAAUGAUUACCUUGUCAGAGAUGGGAAUCUCCAGGACAUUGUUAGCAAAGGCAGUCUCCAUGAGUUUUUAUUCAGUCUACAUGAGAAGUUUGGACCUGUUGCUUCCUUCUGGUUCGGCCGUCGACUUGUGGUCAGCCUGGGCUCUCUGGAUUUGUUAAGACAGCACAUCAACCCCAACAAAACUUGUGAGUUUUCUUACUUGUCCGCACUGAGCAAGACACUGUGUGGGUUAUUUAUAAAGAGUAAUUCUAGAAGUAAUUUCUAAAGUUUUAAAUGUGGCGCGGUUAAAAUGGAAACCAAUGGGAUGCUACUGUUGUUUGCUGUACUUUUGGAAAUUUGCAUCAGAAUUACUGUUCAUACAUAAGCUCGUUUGUAAUUUAUUUGCAAAACACCAAUGAGGUUAAUCAUUACACCAAGAAUUAUUAUCAAUCUUUUAUUAAGGCAUGCGAGUUGGAAUACAGAAUAAAGAAAGGGAAAUGUACGAGUGAGAUACAAGAUAGGAAUAUCACAGCGUUCCUAAAUAGUAAUGCCUAAUUUUUUUUUUUUAUGUAGUUGAACGAGUAAGGAGAGAGUUAUAAAACAUGCUUAAUUAUGGUUAACUAUGAUUAACUCUUGAGUUUGGUAGCCUCUGGGUUCUUAGGCUUGUAAAAUAUGGUAGUAGCAGACUUUAAGAUGAAGGUUAAGCUAGCAUUACCCUCCUGUAUGUGAUAAGCUACUCUUAUGGGAGUACCUGGUGUCUAAAAGCAUACCGAGUGGGAUAUAGGGGUACAAAGUUUCAGUGGUGGAGCACAGUUAUAUAGGUUUUGUAACAGGUGCAUGAAGGCUAUCCUGUCUUGCUAACUAAGAAGGGCCAGACAUUCUUAGUAAUUGCUGAGCAUGGUAUUAGCUGCUAAUGAGCAGUAGGUAGCAUGCUUCCUUAGCUUGACUGGCAUAUAAACAUACUGGCGAUUUAGAUGAGAAGCCUAGUAAUACCAGAAAAUAAAAAACAGUAAAACCAUAUAGUAAUACAAACUAAAAAUAAAAGCACAAUUUCCACUAAAACUAAAUGCAGUGUUGUACAUUUGCAUUGCCUUAGAGAGAUACUGCAAAGCUUUGCAUUAGGGGGUUUGUCGCUUCUUCCUGGGGUUGCUUAACCAAUACCGAUUGAUGGCAGACUGUCAACCCUGGGGAACAUGAGUCUAACUACAAGCCCCCCACCCUGAGUUCCAUGGCAGUCUUGUAUCCCAGGUCUCAUCUCGAUUAGCAGGCUUGGUUUGGUGUCGGGGCUGAGUGAUAGGCUUCUGAUGUGCCCGCUGAGGAGAGUCCGUCCGAGGGUGCAAACUGUGGGUGCGAGGGUGACCCAUUAUGAGCUAUGGCCCAGAAAGCACCUGGCUCCCAGCCGGAUUGGGUCGCCAAGAUUGGUGCUGAUGUAGAGGCUCCCGCCUUUUGGCUCUUCCCAUCCAUGCUACGUCUGGAUCUCGCCCAUCUAAUCGUGGCGCAGCUGUGCCUCGCUGUGGGUCUGGCUUGGGCAUUGCUGCAGGGAGAGAUGUCCAUGAGCGUUGCUAGGAUCUUACCACGGUAAGCUGGGGGCUCCUCUUGGCUUGAGGAUGUCGGGCUGGCUUCAGCUCUGAGUAGGCCUUGCGCCCGGGUGGAGGUAGAGUAGCCUCCGUUGCCGCCAGGUUUUCGGGAGUAGUAUGGGAGGUUGGCUGGUGUGCCCGGGUUUGUAAACGGAGCCAGAAUGCUUGACAGAUCCUCUCAAAGUUAGUCUCGAAGGACUCCCUCCAUGACAUGCCAUUGAAACUUGUGGAGGGUGUAGCGCGUCCGCCAUCUUAGGUGACCAUGCGGUUUCAGAGUGGAUGAGUUGUCUUGUCGACCCUGCCGAGGUGUAGGUGCACCCAGAGGGGACCGGGAUAUCCCCCGCCGGUCCAGGGGGAGGGGGCUGCUCAAACUCCUGUGGUAGGCUUGAGCCCGGAGUCGGGAGAUUGGCCAUGUCCCCCUACAACCAGACCGUCGGCUGCAGUAGACCAUAGGCUGAGGCACUCAGGCCCUGAUCCUACACCAAGAAUAAUGGAAGAAAAAAAAUAAAAAGAUUUUGCCAGUUUUUGUCCAAAUAGCUAAAAAAUAAAAGUGGAGUUGGAAAUUUUGUUUCUAAUAUUGCAGUUCACGUGUCAAAUCUACAAAUUUCCUUGAAAAUUUGCUCUAGAUUACUAGCUGGGCAAGUUUAAAAAUGUCUCCUCUACAGUGCUUGGCAACAAUGAGUUAACCAAAACUAUUCAGAUACUCGGUGGGAUCUAUUGAGUCCUAUUUUUUUUUUUUUUUAAUCUAUUUCCCUUUACAGCUGAUCCUUUUCAAAUGAUGCUAAAAUCCUUACUGGGAUAUCAGUCUGGAGUCAUUGGUGAAGCUGCGGAGAAUCAUAUGCAGAAGAAACUGUACGAGAGCGGCAUUAACAAGGCUCUGCAAAGCAACUUCAGCACUAUAGUAAAGGUACUGCACUUUUAGAUCCGUCAUCUUUGCAUGUAAUCAUGUACAUUUUAAAACUUUACAUUUGCGUAGGUCGUGCAAAGAGAAUUUCUAAGUGUAUUGUUGCAAAACUUCUACAUAAAAAGGAAGGUUUACUGUUAUUGAAAAUUACCUAUAUUGUGCUGAUGAUUUUUUAAAAAUCUGUAAAAGGAACAAUCCAAGCACCAUAAUCACUAUAGCAUGCUGAAGUGGUUAUGGUGCCAGGAGUGCCCUGGCCCCCUUGAAGUGUAAUUUGUUUAACCAUGGGUCAUCCGGGCACCUAUGCUGUGACCUAACUUCUCCUGCAGGAGAAGUCCAUGUCUUGAUAACCUUAAAGGGAAACUAUAAUGCCAGGAAAACAAACUUGCUUUCCUGGCACUAUAGCAUCCCCCUCUAUCAAGGCGCCCCCUCCUACCCCUCUCCCCCCAAAUUAUGUGUGAAGCAAUGAGAGAUAACUCUUCUUUGGACAAAAAAGGAUGAAAUCAAAUGCAUUUCCUGCUCUGAUGCCUUACAAUCCAUGAAGACUCCUGUUUUUAUUUAUUUAGUUAAGUGUAUUCCGAUACCUUGCUGGAUAUAAUAGGUGAUUAUUCUGAUGAUAAUCUGUGUGCAGUCUGGUGACAUGAAAAAGUAUGAGUAGAUAUUAGUGGGUGUUUAGAAAUGGUGACAUAUUUCUUCGUACCGGGUAUGAGGGCGAGAGAGUUUAAAUACAUUGAGUACGCAGGGCUGCAAUGGAUACAUCAGUUUUAUGUAGGAGAUAUGUUCAUUGCCUUCACAGAACUUUAAGCUAACAGACUUCUUUAGAUAUAUACAAAGACUUGAUUUUGCUUGCCAAUCACACAUUAAAAAAGCAGCCCAGACACAACUCGCCUUUUUCGAACACUUUUUUGAAGCUGAGUUUUACAGACUGGGACUAAUUACUACUACAUACACACAUUUAUGUGACUGGGGUAGACUAAACUACACUGACCAAAGGAAAGCAGGAUUAGGACUAGAGGGAACAUACUGGCAAGAUAUUUGGAAGGCAAACCGCAAAACCUUCAUAUGUAUGAACCUACAGGAUGAGUCCUACAAGACUACUGGGCUAGAGCAGAACAGGCACUACUCAACAAACACAUGUUAGUAGCCAGAAGGCCCUUGCCCAAACCUGGUUUUAAUGAACCGCACCCGCAAUGACAACAGUGCUCCUUAAACUGAAAGAUAACUACGUAUUGGACUAACUGCUCAGGGGAGGGGAACCAUAAUGUCUUUCACAAAGGUUUUGGAACCCUGGGAGGGGUACUCCGAGACAAAGUAAGGGACAGGAGGGGCGUUUGGGACAUAGCUGCCUCCUCGACAAAUUACCCGGGCCUCACUGAUGCACCCCACGCCUUUAUUAGGAGGUUGGCUCUGCUCCUAGGAGCAACGAGGCCUACAAUACAUUCCCUUUUCCUAGUCCUGUCCUGCCAGUGAUGUCAUUCUUCCUUUCCUCUCUGUGUCCUUUUCUUCUUAGCUUCCUGACACUUCUCUUUCUCUCCUUUUACCUUUCCUUCUGUACUGUUUCUUCUCUCCAUUAUUCAAAAAACCCUUAGAGAGUGGGACCAGCCUCACUGCCUUCCUUAUAAAACCAGUUGUCGGUUCACCUGUCUCUGCAUGUUCAAGCCCACGAUAACCUCUGUUACUUCAGUGAUACGUGAACUGCGUUCAUCUGUAUUAUUAUUAUUAUUAUUAUUAUUAUUAUUAUUAUUUAUAUAGCGCCAACAAAUUCCAUAGCGCUGAUGUUCUUGAGUUGAAGGCGACAGGAUUUGGCUAUCGAUUGGACAUAAGGAGUAAAAGAGAGGUCAGAAUAAAAAAGAACCCCUAGGCAGCGAGCCUGCGAGGUAGAGGUGAUAGUAGCGCCGUUGACUUGGAGGGAGACAGACACAGGAGUAGUAACACUUGAGGGAGGAAAGAUCAGAAGUUCUGUUUUGGACAGGUUAAGUUUAAGGAAGUGAGCAGCCAUCCAGUUGGAAAUGGCGGAGAGGCAGUCAGAAACACGAGUCAAGGUGGGUGGAGAGAGAUCAGGGGAGAACAGGUAGAUUUGCGUGUCAUCUGCAUAUAAAUGAUCUUGGAAGCCAAAGGAGCUGAUGAGUUUACCAAGGGAGGCAGUAUAGACAGAGAACAGUAGGGGGCCGAGGACAGAACCUUGGGGGACGCCGUCAGAGAGGGGUUGGGGAGAAGAGGCAGAGCCAGAGAAAGAAACACUGAAGGAGCGCUGGGAGAGGUAGGAGGAGCACCAGGAGAGAGCAGUAUCCCGUAGACCAAAGUUACGGAGAAUGUGAAGAAGCUGUUGACGAUCAAUAGUGUCAAAGGCGGCAGAAAGAUCAAGGAGGAUUAGGAUAGAGUAUUGGCCGCGAGAUUUAGCAGCAAUUAAAUCGUUGGAUACUUUAGUCACAGCAGUUUCGACAGAGUGACCAGCGUGGAAUCCAGACUGAAGGGGGUCAAGCAGAGAGUUGGAUUCGAGAAAGUCUGUCAAUCUGGCGUACACAACUCUCUCGAGGAUCUUGGAGGCAAAUGCUAACCAGAAGCAGAUUAUAUAAUUGCCACUUUUACUUGUUAAUUUAUUUGUCAAGAGUCAUCAAUAGCUUGCUGUACAGGCGGCUUGCUUCCGCUACCCUUUACACUGAUUUUGUAGUUUGUAUUGUCAUGCUGUGACCUAUCUGUCAACUAUGUGAUCACAUGCCUUCUCUCUAAGCGUAAAAUAACGAAUUGAGAAAAACCAGUGACAUUAUUCUAAACUUUAGAAAGUAAUUUUUUAAAUUAAAAAAAUGUUUUAAACCCUUAAACGAACAAUGUCCUUAAGGCUUUUUUUUUUCCUAAUGCCCCUUUCAGCUGUCAGAGGAGUUGCUGGCGAAAUGGAGCUCUUACCCACAGUCCCAGCAUGUUCCCUUGUGCCAACACAUGCUAGGGUUUGCAAUGAAGUCCAUCACCCAGAUAGCAAUGGGAGGUAGCUUUGAGGAUGACCAGGAAGUACUCCGUUUCCGCAGGAAUCAUGACACGGUAAGUAGCAAGCCAAACGGAAUCAUCUGCAGGGGUAUUUGCAGUAGCUCAUAUUGCUCCACUUCAAAAAUAAUGGGUUUCAGUGGAACAUAUAAAGGAGCAGAUUGGAUUCUUUUACUUAUCUGUUCUGGUUCUUAGUCUAAACGUAUCAGAUACCAGCUGUCCUGGGUGGCACAUUUGUCUAUCAUCUGCUCUGACGAAAAAGGUAUUGCUAUAGGCGGUCACUAUAAUAAAAUAGUUUAGGCAGCAGUGAAUAGUACAGGAAUUCGCAAAACAUUUUAUCUUAAAACAAAGAAAACACAGUGCGAAAGGAAUUUUUUUUUUUUUUUUUGCAAUAAGAGUGAGAAUAUAUACCUUACAAGAUAUUUCAAUAUUGCAAACCUCCGAAAGAACAAAAAAAAGAAGACAAAUAAUAGUACAAAUAAAGUUCAACAUAUAAGUAGAUUUGUGCUGGUAAUGCACUCACGUUUUAUAGAGCUAACUAAGAGCUCUGCUGUGAUACAGUCCAUAACAACUGGAGUGCUGAUGGUUGCCUGCUGCAGCUUUAGUUGAUGACCUCGGGCCUACACAAAUUGAUUUCCAUGAUUCCCAAUUCAAGUUUAGCUUAUUGUACAUUUUGUUCAUAUUUAUUUCUUGCGCCUCAGUCCAUUUUCAUUUACUACCAGGAAGAAUUGAUUUGCCUUAUUAUAACCUCAUUUCUUCAUUCACAAAUGUUCUAUAGAUUGUGUUUAGUGUGCUGUCACCCACAUCUCUAUCUCCUUCCAUCACAUUGAUUCUAUUCUCCCAGUUCUACAGGAAGUGCUGACACUUUGCAUACUCUGAACGGGCAGCAAUAACCUUAAGCAUGCAGCUGGUUUCUAAUUACUUCUUGUGAUUUUAUUGAGUUACAUGGAAUUACUUUUCUGUUUACGAUUCACUGCAUUUUUACUGAUUUCAGAUAUGGUCAGAGAUUGGAAAGGGUUUCCUGGAUGGGUCAAUUGAGAGAAGUCCGAAUCGCAAAAAGCUUUAUGAAGAUGGUAUGUUUUAUUUGUAUAUACUGUGAUAAAAGAGAUGCUGAAUAAGCCAUGUGUUUAUUUAAACAGCAUCAGAUAUGGUGUUUCAAGUUAAGUUUACACUAUUAACAGGUACAGUAAUGUAAGGAGACACCAGAGGCCCCUGUACAUCUUAUCGUUUUAAAUAUAUUUCCAUCUGUAGCAUUCACUGAAAACUUUAAUCACUAUUUUGGGAAGUUCCUUGAAGGGACACAAACAUGUAUUCCUAAUGCUAUAUAGUUCACCUCACUAUCUAGAUGUUUGGAACCCUGUACGGGUUAAAAAAUAUAUAUUUACCUCCCACCCUCCAGCAAUGGGUGACAAAGGUAGAGGACAUACACUCCAUGGAAACUCUCACUGCCAAUCUACAUGGGAGACCGGAGCAGUGCACAUUGACCUGGUACCCAUGGGUAACAUACAUAGCCAAAAGGACAGCCGCCCCAAACACAACACAGCAGGGAACCCCGGGUGCCCGGGACACACACACCCAACCCCCUGCCGCAGACAUCGGACUACAUCUCCAAGGAUUAGUUUAGACAGAAGAGAGACAAUGUGAUCACGCAGACAGACCCACGUUACUAGCAUAAUGAGACCCCCAAAGGGACAGACAACACAAACCAGAUGGUCAAACCUAGACAGAGUCACGACGGCUACACCUACAAUACCUGAACAAAGUCACAAGCCUGAGUAAGAGCCAUAACCUCAGAACUCCGCACAAGCUGUAGAAUGAGAGACAAAGUAGGGGAAAUGGGAGACAACUGUAAAGGGACACAGGCACGACCUGACAGGCACACACAAUCCCCCAAACUCACAAUCCAUCAGAUAAAAGACCAGACAGGUGCUUGUAUACUCCACUUACGACGAACACCCCAGCUUUAAGUAAAACAGACAACAGCACGGAUUCAAAUUGCCUGCACAAACCGAAAACACUGGUCUGAUAGCAAGUAGGCGACUGCAGGAACACAACAUAAAUCGCUAAAAUAUGGGUCACUGACCCUCAAGGUGCUCACCGCACCCGAAGUUGACACAUCGCAAACACUUUGGUAGUAAACUAGAUACUAACACUAAAAGAUAUAUAACUAUUUUUACGCAAGGAUUAAUGCACUUGAUAUGAACCAGCUACAUGUUACUUCACCAGGGAGGUAAUGACACAAUUAUGUACACUGGGGCGGUACACACCCAUGAAGAUACCCUAAUGACGGUGUAAGGCCCGAUAACGCUGCCGCAGCUUACUUGAACCCAGGCCUGUAUAUUAUGAAGAACCAAAUGUUAUAUGAGUAAUGCUUAUUAUUACUGUACUUUAUACGGACACAGAUGUUGACUCUGACAUACUUUAAUGUUCCUGACUGUUACAUGUUUCCCAAAAGAAAAAAUUACAAAAUAAAGAUUGCCAAAAAAAAAUAAAUAAAAGAUUUUUAUUGCCAUUUAUCCUGCAGCUCGCGGGUUUCGCCCUUCCACCCCACUUUCGAAACUUAGGUCAUCAAUCUUGAUGAUCUCAGACAAUACAAUGUUACCUCAUUUGGAUGCAUUUGGGAGACGAGUGGGCCCGCCGUGCUAUGUCAACAAAAUGUUCUCUAUGAGCAGCAUUUGAUUGAAUAAUCAAAUCUGACUCGGUUAUUCAGCGAAGGAAGACAACCACCAGCGGUGUGUUAACCCUGCAAUGAAAACAUUGCUGUAUCUAUAAAACUGCAAUGUUUCACAUUGAAGGCUGAAAAGACAACAGGACCACUGCACCCAGACUACUUCAUUGAGAUAAGGUGGUCUGGGAGUGGUCCUAUAAUGGAUUGGAAUGGAAAAUGCCCUGGUGAAAAGGAUUGCUCUGACAUUAAAUAGUAUAAUGUAACGUAGUAGAAAUGUGAACCACUUUAGCACAGACUGCCUCAUAGAUAUCGAAGAGGAGAGCACAUGUAUAGCAGUCACCCGGCCUGCAGACACACACCAUACAAAUUCUUGUACAGCCAAGCAAAAGCCUACGUUCCUUCUGUGGUGUAUUUGAGUAGGGUUGACUUAUUACUACAGUGCUUUUUUUCAACUUGCUACAGUUCUAAGCCUUAGCCGAGAGAGCACUGUAAACCAUCCAAAGGAUUGUAAGUUGCUGGGAUGCUUGAAGUUUGCUUUAAAUCCAAGGUUCUAUAUUGCACUAGAGAGAGAAACAUAACACAAUCAUCAUCUUUUCCCCCCUUUCUCUGCUCAACCCUCAGACCUGUUUCCAUUGUGCUGCAAAGUACAACACCAAAUACUGUCGCCAUAGGGAGUGCACUGGAAGCAUGUUCAAACAAGUGCAGUUAUCCUGAAUGACUGUAUCUUUACCGACUUUAGGACUUCUCACAAUUUGCUGUAAUAUCCCAUUUAAAAACAUCAGGGAUUUGUAGUCCUUCGUGUGAAGUUUUUAUGUUGAGUUCUAUUUAACUCUCUAUGCAGGUUUGGCAAUGUUCUCCGGCUACUUUUACCCACUUAGCUGGAUUUUACAGUAAUUCAUGUGAAUAUGAGGUUAUGCUAGUGGGACCAUGUUGCACAACAUUUUGUCUUCUGUUUUUAAGCUCUGCUGGAGAUGGAAACUGUAGUUAAGAAAGCCAUCAAGGAGCGCAGAGGAAAGAACCUUGGGCGCCAUGUCUUUAUAGACUCCUUGCUGCAAGGGAAACUCAGUGACAAGCAGGUACGUAAUGUUUAGUUACAUAGGAGUGAAGGUUCAUUGUAAAAUCCUUUACCAAUCCUUAAUCAAUGGGUGGUAUCUAUAGAUGCCGGCCUUUUUAGUAGGUUGUUGACUUGGAUAUUCUUACGUUUUCUGCUGGGAAUACUUGUGCAGCUCUGCUAAUGCAAUGCAGUCCAUCUUUAGUCAGUUUUAUUUAAUAACAAUAUACAGGUGAUUCUUGAAAAAUUAGAAUAUCGUGCAAUGGUUUAUUUCAGUAAUGCAACGUAAAAGGGGAAACUAAUAUACGAGAUGGACGUAUUACAUGCAAAGCAAGAUAGUUCAAGCGGUGAUUUGUCAUAAGUGCGAUGAUUAUGGAUUACAGCUCAUGAAAACCCCAAAUCCACAAUCUCAGUAAAUUAGAAUAUUACAUGCAAUAAAUAAAACAAGGAGUGUACAUAGAACAAUAUCGGACCUCUGAAAAGUAUAAGCAUGCAUAUGGACUCAGUACUUGGUUUGGGCCCCUUUUGCAGCAAUUACUGCCUCAAUGCAGCGUGGCAUGGAAGCUAUCAGCCUGUGGAACUGCUGAGGUGUUAUGGAAGACUAGGAUGCUUCAAUAGCGGGCUUCAACUCUUCUGCAUUGUUCAGUCUCAUGUCUCUCAUCUUUCUCUUGGCAAGGCCCCAUAAAUUCUCUAUGGGGUUCAGGUCAGGCGAGUUUGCUGGCCAAUCAAGCACAGUAACCCACGGUCAUUAAACCAGACUUUGGUGCUUUUGGCAGUUUGGGCAGGUGCCAAGGAAAAUGAAGUCAGCAUCCCCAUAAAGCUCAUCUGCGGAAGAAAGCAUGAGGUGCUCCAAAAUCUCCUGGUAGACGGCUGCGUUGACCCUGGACUUAAUGAAGCACAGUGGACCAACACCAGCAGAUGACAUGGCUCCCCAAAUCAACAUAGACUGUGGAAACUUCACACUGGACUUCAAGCAUCUUGCAGUGUGUGCCUCUACAUUAUUCCUCCAGACUCUGGGUCCUUGGUUUCCAAAUGAGAUGCAAAAAGUUGCUCUCAUCAGAAAAGAGGACUUCGGACCAGUGAGCAACAGACCAGGUCUGUUUUUUCUUUAGCCAGGUAAGACGCUUUUAGUGUUGUUUGUUGUUCAGGAGCGGUUUGGCAAGAGGAAUACAACAUCUGAAGCCUAUGUCCAGGAUCCAUCUGUGUGUGGUGGCCCUUGAUGCAAUGACUCCAGCCUCAGUUCACUCCUUGUGAAAGUCCCCAACACUUUUGAAUGGCCUUUUCCUGACAAUCCUCUAUGGCCGCGGUCAUCCCGGCUGCUUGUGCACCUUUUUCUUCCACACUUUUCCCUUCCACAUAACUUUCUGUUAAUGUGUUUUGAUACAGCACUUUGGGAACAUCCAACUUCCUUCGCUAUUACCUUUUGAGGCUUCCCCUCCUUAUGGAGGGUGUCAAUGAUGGUUUUCUGCACAACUGUCAGGUUAGCAGUCUUCCCUAUGAUUGUGAUUCCUACUGAACCAGACUGAGAGACCAUUUAACCCCUUAAGGACACAUGUCAUGUGUGACGUCAUGAUUCUCUUUUAUGCCAGAAGUUUGGUCCUUAAGGGGUUAAAGGCUCAGAAACCCUUUGCAGGUGUUAUGGCUUAAUUAGCUGAUUAGAGUGGGACACUAGAAUAUUGCACAUUGUGAGCCUUCACAAUAUUCUAAUUUACUGAGAUUGUGGAUAUGGGGUUUUCAUGAGCUGUAAGCCAUAAUCAUCGCACUUAUAACAAAUCACGGCUCGAACUACCUUGCUUUGCAUGUAAUGCGUCUAUCUCAUAUAUUAGUUUCCCCUUUUACGUUGCAUUACUGAAAUAAAUGAACUUUUGCGCGAUAUUCUAAUUUUUCGAGUAUCACCUGUAUAUACACAGAGACACAGGGUAAAGUAAUGGAGGGAUGUAGUAUUGGUAUGGAGUAUAGAUUGCAUUUGUGCUUUUAGACUCCCAUCUAAGCAAGUUCUCUAAAAUUAAAAGAAAAUCUUAAUCUAUGUCUCUUCGGCACCUGUAUGGCUAAUUCCAUCCCCAACACGUUUUGCUAAUUAGUCCAAACAAGUACCCCAAUUGUUGUGAUAGUGUUUGGAAUUAUUUGUCCCUAAGGCAGUAGCACCUCCUUUCCCAUAACAUCUACUUGUGCAAGACAUUCCUGGAAUGUCUGAUCUGUGUGUUGCCUCCAGAGAUCAAGGAUCUAUGAUUUAGUGACGGUCAGUAACUAAGUAGCUUAGUGAUAUGCAAUAGCAUUGCUGCUUGUUAGAAUGGAACUCCUCAUCUGCGGUGAGCAGGAGAGAUGCAGACACGCAUUAAAAAAGUUGCAUUCCAUCAUUCUAUUGACUUAGUAGGUGUAACAUAUAUGGGGAUCCAUAAAUCAUAGUUCCAGUAGUUAAAUGGACUUAUUCCACCAGCGCAAACGUAGACUUAGAAAUGUCUCCAUCCACUCAGAGAUCUUCACCAAACUUGUGUCCAUUGCUGUCGGAAUUGUCAUAGUUUAUUUUUUAUUUCAAUCAUUUGCAGGAUCUCAACAUUUUAAACAUAGAAUGUGACGGCAGAUAAGAACCAUUCGGCCCAUCUAGUCUGCCCAAUUUUCUAAAUACUUUCAUUAGUCCCUAGCCUUAUCUUAUAGUUAGGAUAGCCUUAUGCCUAUCCCACGCAUGCUUAAACUCCUUUACUGUGUUAACCUCUACCACUUCAGCUGGAAGGCUAUUCCAUGCAUCCACUACCCUCCCAGUAAAGUAAUACUUCCUGAUAUUAUUGUUAAACCUUUGUCCCUCUAAUUUAAGACUAUGUCCUCUUGUUGUGAAAAUGUUUGACGUGAACUAUUUUUCACGCAGACCAAUUGACAUAUAAGCUUCUUAAGAUUAAUGCUAUCUAAAGGAAAGGUUCCACCAAGAUUUGAACUCCGAUCGCUGGAUUCAGAGUCCAGAGUGCUAACCAUUACACCAUGGAACCAGCAUCACUUGGAUAGUGUAGAUCCUCCUAUUGACAUGAAUUGAACAGAUUUAAAGGAGAUUAUAUCCUCAUAUUUGUAUAAUAGAUUUCCCACUUCCAUUACCAUCAGCUUCAGAGAACCUUAUGAGAAGAAUAUGUUCAUGAUAAACAUGCAGUAAAGUUUACUCACUUGCCUAUCUAAUCUCAUUGUCAAAUUUCAACAUACCACACAAGUUUAAAAGAAAUUGUGGGACCACUUAGAAUAAAGGUCGAGGCAGCCAAACUUCUAAGAUUGAACCUGUUCCAUAUAAAUAACUUGUCUGUUAAAUUAAAGAAAUUCAAAAGGGCGCUAGUUAAAAUAAAAUCUAAUUUUUUUUUCAUAGUACAGAAUUGUUAUGGUGUAUAUUACUACUUUCUUUUGUUUCGUUUUUUUAGGUUCUUGAAGACAGUAUGAUCUUCUCUUUGGCAGGAUGCGUGAUCACUGCAAACUGUAAGUAAUGGAUGUCUAACAGUGCCGCAAGAAUGCUACAUCUUAUCUGGGAGCUCCGAUUGUGUAAAAUAUAAAAACAUUUACAUAAACAUAACGUUGUGAUUGUUAAAUGCUCAGUAAUGCCUUAAUUUUACAAGAUUUUAAUUUGAAAAAAAUACACCAAUGUAAUUUUUAAACUAUAUGUAAAUAUCCUGGGGUUUGUCAGUUAUGCAUUCUAUUGACACAUUUAAGGGACUCUAUAAGCAUACAGACCACUUUAUUUCAGUGAAGUAGUCUGGGUGUCAUGCCCACUACCCCCACUGUUUCAACCAUGUAACUGAAAAUAGUUUUCAUUGCAGGGUUAACCUACUAGCUGACAGCCACCGCCGGUUCUUCCAUGAAAUACUCCACUAUUUCAAUCAGAUGGUCUCAGAGAUACCUUCUGGUCGGAACAAGGCACUAGCUAUGCUUUCCUAUGGGUAAAGGUUGAGAUCAUCGAUCUCAGCCAAACAGGAGAAGUUGCAUGCCAGAGACCAGUGCAGUAAGGGAGCUGCGUGUCCCGGUCACCUAAAAGGUGACUAGGGCACUAUAGAGUUGGGAAUACACAUUUGUACUCCUAGCGUUAUAGUGUUAAGCUCUACGUUUUAGGAAGAGAUUGCAUAGCGAAACGGGUCCAUGUUACUGACCCUAGGAACUCUGCAUGAUAUCAAGCUUGUCUCUAUUCUUGAUUUCCCAAUUGUCUUAGAACAGGGUCAUAUAUUGCUGGAUUGUAUAGUAAAUGUUAUGUUUUAAUCAUCUCCAAGCUGAAAACAAUGAUAACAGGAACUUGAACAAAAACAAUUGCAAUUCCCUAUAGAGAGAGCAGCCGUAUCAAUAGAAAGAAGGAAUACACCUUUUUAAUAAGCUUUUACGUAUUGUGGUGGAAUGCUAUUUUUAGUCUUUGAGCUGAAUGGGUUUUUAAGAAUAUAUUGUUACACACAUGUCAAACUUCCCAUUGAAUGAUUGUGUUUUGCAGUGUGUACAUGGGCAAUAUACUUUUUGACAACAUCCGAGCCGGUCCAAGAAAAGCUUUACAAGGAGGUGACCAGAGUACUUGGGAAGGGACCCAUCACUUUGGAGAAAAUCGAGCAGCUGAGGUUGGUGCAAAUUCAUGCUCUCCGUGCAUGCUGCCGUUAAUAAAUGGAAUGGAAGAUUUUCCAUAUAAGGAAAGGCUAGAAAACAUGAACUUUGCUUUAGAUCAAAGCGUCUGAGGGUGUAUGAUAACAUUCUAAAGCAUAAACAAACUUUAUAUUCGAUUUGGGGGGGGGGAGGAAUUGGAAAUGUACUGCAAUAUUUUGAAUCUAUACGACUGCAUAUCACACCCUUAAUGAAUAACACUCUCAGAGGAGACUGAUCAUUUUCUAUUAAAUAUUCAAUAUAUAUAUUCUGAUUUAUAAUGUGUUCACAUCUUUAUCUUCUCAAUCGGAUAAUGAGGAUACACACAACUCCCACAGAAUAAUACAUAUCAACAGAUGUUUAUUUAAAACACUUAAAGUACAUUUACACACAAUAAAGAAUGCACAAAGGGUAAUUCAGUGCAGUAUGCGUAUGAUCAGUAUGAGCUUGUUACCCUGCUAUUCACUCAGAAGUCGGAAUGUAGACUUCUACAGAUUUAGGUUGCUGCCUUGUCCCAUAAUUUGUUUUGUGCUCUCUUGAUUUCUUUAGAAAUAUAUGGUUACCUUAAUAUCAUUACCUAUUAUAUAGUCAUAUAGCAGGACUCUAAUGUAUGCUUAAAUGUACAGUUAUCUAAAUAAUUGCAUAUCCAAUCAACCAAAGGAGUCUUGUUAUAUGACUGUGUAUAUUUGGUAAUUAUAGGUAGGUAACCAAAUUUGUCUGAAAAAGCUAAUACAGGCAUACCCCGCUUUACAUACACUCACUUUAAAUACACUCACGAGUACAGACAUACCUGCGAGUGUACUUAAAGGUGCCUUGCGAGUACAGACAUUCCCGCGCCUUUUCUGCCCACGAGUGAAUAGGAAAUGGAAGGUUCUAUUCUCGCCCGGAGAAGCUCAUUUCAGUGUCUUUGGAGCAAGAACUUUUCACACCUUCUGACAUGGCACAGAUUAGUCAUCUAAAAUUUAUAAUGCCUACUCCAAGCUGAACAUAUAUAUAUUUUUUCUGCCCCUGUAUUGUCGAUAUUCUGCAAUCGACUGCCAUCCAGUGAAAGGGUUUACCCUGCCAUUUUCUAUAACUAUGGCUUAGCAGCUUAGCUGCAUUAGCCACAAUUCUGAGGAUUCAAAGUUAAACCAUAACUGCUUAACCACUUAAAACCGGAGGGCGUACUAUUACGCCUCAUUCUAAGCGUCUCUAAGCGCCGCAGGGCGUAAUAGUAUGCCCUCUGUUUUUUUGUUACUUACCCGGUCGCCGGCGAUCGUGCUUGGGGAGACUCACCUGGGAUCCCAGGGAGUCCCCCGCGGUAAAUCCUGCCUCCUCCGGCUCCCCCCCCCAGCCAUGUGAGAGUGAGGUCCUUGCGAGGACCUCACAAUCACAUGGCCGGGUUAGCUGGCUGCUGCAUUGCCAGCAGGGGCACUGCCUGUAAUGACAGUCCCCCUGCUGGCUGAAAAUAAAAUUUAAAAUCAGUGUAAAAAAAAAUUAUUAUAUAUAUAUAUAUAUAUAUAUAUAUAUAUAUAUAUAUAUAUAUAUAUAUAUAUAUAUAUAUAUAUAUAUAUAUAUAUAUAUAUAUAUAUAUUCCUUUCUCGCCUUGACUGCUGUAAUCUGCGGUCUUACGUGCUCCCAACUAGCGCCGUUACAGUCCAUAAUGAAUGUGGCAGCGAGGCUCAUCUUCCUGUCCGCCCGCACCUCCCAUGACUCACCCUUCUGUCAGUCCCUACAUUGGCUUCCUAUAAAAUAUAGAGCUCAAUUUAAAAUUCUGGUUCUUGCUUUCAAAUCUCUACAUAAUGCUGCUCCCACCUAUCUAUCCUCCCUUAUACACAAGUAUGUCCCGUCUAGGCCUUACGAUCUGCUGAGGACUUACGGCUAUCUUCUGUCCGUACUCCCACCUCUGAUGCUCACCUUCAAGAUUUCUCGAGGGCUGCACCAUUCCUGUGGAACUCGCUUCCCUCCUCCGUUAGAUGCUCACCCAGUCUCCACUCCUUCAAAAAAUCGUUAAAAACUCACUUCUUCAUAAAAACUUAUUAAUUAAACUGUUAAUAGCUCCUGACUGAUUCCUCUUCUGCAACUGUCACUAGUCUAAUACUAUCCUUACCUUUUUGUGUCAUUUUACCCCAUUCCCUCUAGCAUAUAAGCUCAUUGAGCAGAGCCCUCAACCCCUCUGUUCCUGUGUGUCCAACUUGUCUGGUUACAACUACAUGUCUGCUGCGGAAUUUGACGGGGCUCUAUAAAUAUCAUAAUUAAUAAUAAUAAUAUAUAUACAUACAUACAUACACACACACACACACACACACACACACACACACACACAAAUACACUGUCUAUGUAUAUUUUACUAUUAAUAUAUAUAUAAUUAUAUAUUAAUAUCAAAUUACACGUAGACUGAUACUGAUUAAAUAUAUAUAUAUUGUUUUUAUAUGUAUAAUAUUUUUAAAAAUGUAAAUACGUUAAAACUUAAAAAAUUAUUAAAAAUAAAUAAAAUAUAUAGAUGUUUUAUAUAUAAAUGUUAUUUCGUUCUAACUGUAUUGUGAUAUUAAUAUAUAUAUUUAUAUGAAAAUACACAUACAACAAAAUAAUAUAUAUCUAUAUACAUAAAUAUGUAUAUAUACCUAUAUAUAAAUAAAAAUAUUUGUAAAAAAUGUUAUAUAUUAAUUCUACAUAUAUAUUUAUGAAAUAUGUUUGCAUAAUUAGGUAUCUUAAUUAAUUACAAUUAGCGGGACCUGCCUGACAACCCAUGCCGAAAGUAUGGAGAAUUUAAUUUGCUAGCACUAUAUUUAACCCUAUAACUUUCCAAGACACCAUAAAACCUGUACAUGGGGGGUACUGUUUUACUCGGGAGACUUCGUUGAACACAAAUAUUAGUGUUUCAAAACAGUAAAAUGUAUUACAACGAUGAUAUCGCUAGUAAAAGUGAAGUUUUUUGCAUUUUUCACGCACAAACAGCACUUACACGGAUGAUAUUAUUGCUGCGGUACUUUUUACUGUUUUGAAACACAAAUAUUUGUGUUCAGCGAAGUCUCCCGAGUACAACAGUACCCCUCAUGUACAGGUUUUAUGGUGUUUUCAAAAGUUACAGCGCCAAAUAUAAGGCUUGCGUUUCAUUUUUUCACAUUAAAAUUCGCCAGAUUGGUUACGUUGCCUUUGAGACCCUAUGGUAGCCCAAGAAUGAAAAUUACCCCUAUGAUGGCAUACCAUUUGCAAUAGUAGACAACCCAAGGUAUUGCAAAUGGGGCUUGUCCAGUCUUUUUUUAGUAGCCACUUAGUCACAAACUCUGGCCAAAUUGGCGUUUUUUGCAUUUUUCACACACAAACAAAUACCAACGCUAACUUUGGUCAGUGUUUGUGACCAAAUGGCUACUAAAAAAGACUUGACACACCCCAUUUGCAAUACCUUGGGUUGUCUACUAUUACAAAUGGUAUGCCAUUAUGGGUGUAAAUUUAAUUCCCGGGCUACUAUACAGUCUCAAAGGCAACGUAACCAAUCUGGCGAAUUUCAAUUUCAAAUGUAAUGUGCUAUAUUUGACCCUGUAACUUCCCAAAACGCCAUAAAACCUGUACAUAGGGGGUACUGUUUUACACGUGAGACUUUGCUGAAUACAAAUAUGUGUAUUUUAUUGCAGUAAAAGCAAACAGUAUUAUGACAUUGACAGUUACAAUGUCAUGUAGAACUAAAAAAAAUAACUAAAUUUCUUAUUUUCUUCAUAUUAAAUUAAAUGAAAGCCCUGUUUCCCCUGAAUAAAAUGAUAUAAUAAGUGUGGCUGCAUUUAAUAUGAAAGAGGUGUAUUACGGUUGGACAGACAUGUAGCGCAAAUGCCAGGUUUUGUUUACGUUUUGUUUUGUUCACAAUGUGUACAUUUGGCUCAGUCCUUAAGGGGUUAAAGUGAUGAAGAGGUGUUUCUAAACAAAGUGUGUGAAUAAGCAGCUAACAAAUACAAAUUUCUCUUUUUACUGUUUGUUUUAACUGAAUAAAAGCCCACUGGAAAUCACUAAAUAAAAUCACUGGAAAUCUGCAGUAUCAGUUAUGAAUGUAAAUGACUAUUGCAAUGCAGUACAUGCAUUGGGAAGUAAAAACAGGUAUUGCUUCACUUUAAGUACAUUUUCGUUUUACAUACAUGCUCUGGUCCCAUUGUGUACUUAAAGUGGGGUAUUCCUGUAUACAGUGCAAGUGCUUAUUCUCUGUCCUCUUCCUCCAUUGUCCUUCUGUCCUCUGAUCAUCACUGUCUUCUCUCGUUUGACGUUUGGUUUUACCAUGAUCGGUCAUUGUUUGGUUAUAUGCACACCGCCCUACAUGAUUAAUCGCCAAUAGAAAUGUGGGCAUUGUGAAAUGUAAACCAUGCCCUAUCUCAGAUCUUUAUUAAGAAGAAGUGAUUGUGUUAGAUGGUCCCUUUACUUAAGAUGCUUAAUUUAAGGCAUGUAUCAUAAUGUUUUAAUGGAUUUAAUGAUUUAUUUAUCCAACAUCUAAGGAGCCCACAAGGUAAAAAAAAAAGAAAAGAAAAAUUCUUCAAGUAAUUACAUCUUUUUCUGAUUUACAAAACCGUAACUAUUCUUUUCUUUUCCUUUAAAGCUACUGUCGCCAGGUGCUGUGUGAGACCGUGCGCACAGCUAGUCUCACUCCUAUCUCUGCUCGACUACAGGAGUUAGAAGGAAGGGUAGACCAACAUCUUAUUCCCAAAGAGGUAGGAUUCUCCAAGCGCUCAGUAAAAGUGAACUAAAAUGACAGAUGCGUUUAGUGCCACUGGAAUUGUUAUUUAAAUGGGCAUAGGGAUUAUGGAUAGUUAGUAACCUUUUUGAUUUUCUUACAUGUAUUUGAGCUGAUGAAUUGCUGGGGUUGCCUAAGAGUAGUGGGAGUCUGAGCGCAGGUUUUAUUUAGGUGUGUCAUUUGCUUCUAUAUUACACAGCCAUGUUACAGUGCUGCCACCCACCCCAUGUGUAUCCUAUUAGGGAUUAAUAAUGUGUAGGGGUUCAUAAGUAUAUACCCCUUUCUGUCUAAAAGUAAAUAUUUAGUGUAAGACGUUUGCUUUGACACCGGUGAGCUUACACUUUAAUGGCAGUUUUAUUUGGGAUUGUGCAAAGGUAACUUCACUUUUUUUUUUUUUUUUUAUAAUUUUGUUAUAUGUAUUUUAGACUGAUGAAUACUAUAGACAUUGCUGUUAUCAAAGUAAAGCGGGUUCCAUGUCCACUGUUUUAGUACUCGAUUAUACAACAAAUUUAGAGAUGUAGUGCGGAGAUGAUAUGUGCAGUCUCUACCACAGCUUUACAACCAUGUACUAACCAAUUCUUCAUUACAGACGCUUGUUCUGUAUGCCCUUGGUGUCGUGCUACAGGACAGCACAGCUUGGCCGUCAGCUUACAGGUAAGAGUAUCACUUUAUUCAUCUGUAUUAAGCUUAUAUUAUUAUUGCCAUUUAUAUAACAGAUUCCGCAGCGCUUUACAAUAUUAUGGAGAGGGGGAGGGGGGGAAAUUUAACUAUAAAUAGGACAAUUUCAAGAAAACUUACAGGAACAAUAGGUUGAAGAGGACCCUGCUCAAACAAGCUUACAGUCUAUAGGAGGUGGGGUGUAAAACACAUUAGGAAAGGAAAUUAUCAAUCAAAUAAGGUGGGAGAGAAGCAGAGCUGGAGGAGAGAGUAAAGUGCUGCCCUAUAGGAGAGCGCAAGAGACAGGUAUGUAAGGUAGAGGUUACUGUGGGAGGCCAUAAGCUUUCCUAAAGAGAUGGGUUUUAAGGCACUUCUUAAACGAUUGAAGACUAGGGGAGAGUCUGGGGGUAGGCAGGCUAUUCCAUAGGAAGGGAGCUGCCCGCGAGAAGUCCUGCAAGCGCUAGUUAGCCGUACGGGCACUGGCGGAUCGGGGGGGGCCACGGGGCAAUUGCCCCUCCCCCCUGAGAUUCUCCCCUGCCGGCUAAUGCAGGGCUGGCAUUGUCCAAGUGCCAGCCCUGCAAUGUGCCUGCGGACCGGAGGGGAAAUCACAGAUCUCCAUCCCUGGUCCGCAGGCACCGUGCUGGCAGCCGGCAGGGGAGGGAAAGAGGACACGGGAGCUCAGCCUGCAGCUCCUCCGGGUCCUCCUCUCGCGAGCAUGGAGCGAUGCCGCGGUUACCACGGAAACGCUCCAAAUCUCGCGAAAGUGAACUCUAGCCCAGGAGCGCGGGCUAGAAUUCACUCUGACCACUGGACCACCAGGGAUCGAAAUAUGCCCCCCCUCCUCCCAGUAAAGGUAAGUAGGGAGGGGGGACAUACAUUUAUUUCAUUUUAUACAUUAUUUAUUUUUAUCAAAAAGCCCCCUUACCCUCCUAACCACACAUUCACACAUUGCUCCCCAUAAACAGCCCACACACACUGCCUCCCCACACACACACACACACUGCCUCCCCACACACACACACACACUGCCCCCCACAUACACAUACACUGCCCCCCCUAUACACAUACACUGCCCCCCCUAUACACAUACACUGCCCCCACACACACAUACACUGUAAGUUGUCAAACUGUUCUUAAACGGUUUGACUACUUACUCUGGGAGGGGGUCCCGACACCAUAACCACUACACGGAGCUGUAGUGGUUAUUGUGCAUGGAUUAUUUCUUUAAAUAAUAUAAAAGUGCCCCUCCCGAGAUCAGACUCUGGAUCCGCCACUGCGUAUGGGUGUGAGCAGCGGUCAGGAGGUGGUCACGGGCAGAGCAGAGGGAACAAGGAGGGGCAUACCUAUGGAUCUGUGAAGAGAAAUAAGAGGUGCUAGAAUUGUUCAGUGCUUUAUAGGUAUGGGUUAGCACUUUGAAUUGACUCCUAUACAGGAAACCAAUGUAAGGACUGACAGAAGGGUGAGGUGUGAGAGGACCUACUAGAGAGUCUGGCAGCAGCAUUCAUUACAGACUGUAGCGGGGCAAUACAGCAUUUGGGAAGACCAAUUAGGAGAGGGUUACAAUAAUCCAUGCGGGAAAUUACUAGAGCAUGGAAAAGCUCCUUGGUUGCAUCUUGCAUAAGAAAGGGGCAGAUGCGGGCUAUGUUUUUAAGAUGGAAUCUACAGGAUUUGACAACAUACUGGAUGUGCGGCCAGAAUCUAGGAUGACGCCAAGACAGCACGCUUGCAAGGAUGGACUUAUGUGGAUACAACUAACUUUUAGGUAUAGCGAAAGAGGAGGAUCAGCAUUAGGAGGAGGAAAGACAAGGAGCUCAGUUUUAGAGAGAUUGAGUUUCAGAAAGUGGGAGGACAUCCAGUCAGAGAGGGAAGAAAGGCAAGCAGUGACACAUUGCAGGAUGGCAGGGGAAAGGUCUGGGGAGGAUAGAGAUAUCUGGGUGUCAUCAGCGUACAGGUGGUAGUGGAAUUCAUAAGAGGUAAUAAGUUUGCCAAGAGAGGCAGUAUAAAGAGAAAAUAGAAGGGGACCAAGGACAGAGCCUUGGGGGGACUCCAACUGAGACAGGACCAGGGAAGGAGGUAUCAUUAGAAAAGCACACUGAAUGAGCGUAGGGAGAGAUAAGAGGAAAACCACAACAGGACAGAGUCACAGAGCCCAAGUGAUUGAAGAGUUUGAAGAAGGAGAGUAUGAUUAACAGUGUCAAAGGCAGCAGAGAGGUCAAGAAGUAGUAUGGAGUAGUGGCCUUUGGAUUUUGCUGCGAUUAGGUCGUUAGUAACUUUGCGAAGAGCAGUCUCAUUAGAGUGGAGAGGGCGGAAACCAGAUUGAAGAGGGUCAAGGAGAGAGUUGGAAUUGAGAAAGUGAGACAUACGGGUAAAGACAAGUCUUUCCAGAAGCUUUGAGGAAAAAGGGAGCAGGGAUAUGGGAUGAUAGUUGGAAGGGGAGGACUGGUCAAGGGAUGUUUUUUUUCAGGAUAGGUACUACAGUGGCAUGUUUAAGGUCAGCAGGGACAACGCCAGAAGAGAGAGCAGUUGAAGAUGGGUGUUGAGGAAGGCACAAAACAAGGGGAGAGAGAUCUGAUAAGGUGAGAUGGGACAGGAUCGAAUGGGCAAGUGGUGGGUCAAGAGGAAAGGAGAAGCGCAGCCACCUCUUGUUCAGCAGCCAGGGAGAAAGUCUGAAGGGUAGGAAAGGCAUGAUCUACGUGUGAUAGGGAAAGAGAACAGCAAGGUCGGGAGAAUUCUUUCCUUAGCUGUUCAGUCUUGUUGGUAAAGUAGCAUGCAAUGCUAUCAGCUGUAGGGUUAGUUUUGGGGUUGGCCACACCAGGGCGAAAAAAAAGAGAGUUAAAGGUGUCAAAGAGACGCCUGGGAUUGCGGGAGCAUGAACUAAUGAGAGAGGAAAAGUAUGUCUGUUUGGCGAAGGCAAGUGCUGCGUUGUAUGAACACAAUAUGAAUCUAUAAUGGAGAAAGUCUGAUUGGGUGCGAAACUUCCUCCAGGAGCGUUCAGCACAACGGGAACAUCUUUGCAGGUAGCGUGUUGAUUUAGUAUGCCAUGGUUGGGGGCAUGUCCUCCUCGAGGUGCAUGUUUGGACCAGGGCUGCAGCGUUGAAGGCAGAGGUGGGGGUAGUGUUAUAUGUGAAGAUGGCCAGUGAGGGGCAGGAGAGGGAAGGGAUGGAUGGCAGUUGUAAAUCAAUAUCAGCUGACCGCUGCUAGAGGUCAAUAGAAUUAAGGUUCCUCCUGAGUUGAGGGGGGUUAGGCUAAAGUUGUUGGGUAAGGGCGUGCUCGAAAGCAAACGAUAAGAGGUGGCGAUCAGGGAGCGGAAAUGGAGUGUUGCAGAUAUUAGAUACUGAAGAGAAAAUGAGGUUGAGGGUAUUGCCAGCUACAUGGGUGGGAGAAUUAGCCUACUGCGAUAGCCCGAGGGAGGAAGUAAUUGAAAGUAGUUUAGAGGCUGCUGAGGUCAAAGGUGGGUUAAUAGGAAUGUUGACGUCCCUGAGAAUUAGGGAUGGAAUAUUAGAAGAGAGGAAGUAGGGUAGCCAGGGAUGAACAAGGGAACCGAAUCAAUUCAAAAUAGAUGACUUGUCAAGGCUGUCAUAAUGAGGUUAGAAUGUGACUUUUGUUACAAAGAAUCUGGUCAUUCCUACUUAUCACUUUCACUUUUCAUAGCAAUGUCUUUGAUUCAGUCUUAAGGCUGAAUGUAUGAGGAUGUUAUGUUGUAGAUAUAUUUGUUUAUUGUAGUGUUGCUCUUUAAAAAUAACCAUUUUGUUUUCUUCAGGUUUGAUCCAGACCGCUUUGAUGAUGAAUCAGCCAAGCAGAACUUGACUUUGCUGGGUUUUUCGGGCAGCCUAGAGUGCCCUGAAUUGAGGUAAUGUACCUUUUUGAGAUUACACUUGUUGCAGGGAAGAAAGUGAUGGAUCUUGACUUUAAUUUGAAAACAUUUCUAAUACAUUGAUGAGUGUCAACGAUCAAUAACCCAUAGGGAUGGUAAAUGGGAUAAAUAAAACAUUCACAAAAAUAACUGGUAGAACUUGUCUAUCAGUAUUACUUGUAAUCCCAGUUUUAUUUGCUAUGUGGCUCUUCUUCUCCUGCCCAGAAGAAAUGCCAAGAUCUAUAAUGAUACAUAGAAUUGUAAUAAAUUUAUAAACCGUAGUAAUAGACAGAAGCAGCUGAUUUGACAUUGUACGGUUAUUCACUAAACUAGAGUUAAAUCUAAAUUGUAAAACUCGGUCAAAAAUAUCCAAGUCAUGACUAUAACUCAGGCCUUGAGUUUAAUAUUUUUGGAAAGGCCUCUAAAAUGCUAUAUAAUACGUUGUAAAAUAUAUAUUCUAAUAUUUUUUUCAUAUAUUUGAAUAAACUUUUUACAUACGUUUUUUUUUUUAAAAUAUUGAAAUAUCAAAAAAUAUAUCAGAUAUUACAUUAUUUUUCACAAUAUUAAAUCAUUUGACAUUUUUUCUCAAAAUAUGAAAUAAAUAAAAAAGUUUUUGCAGACUUACCAUUAAUGUAGGCAUGCCCCUUCAACCGAGAGCAGCCAGUGGUUGUUCACUGUAAUAAAAGACUAAAGACUACUGCUGCCCAGUUGCUAGUAACUUACAGUGGAACCUGGUGCAGGUCCCCUCGUACCCCCACCACUUAGUUCUUGGAUAACUACACCAAUCAGGUUCUAUCUCUGUUAAUGGGCAAAAGCUGACGGACUUCGAGGGUAUGUACGUGGACAUUAAACCUCCCCAAAAAUUAUCUUCUCCAUAUACACUGCAAUACCUACAAAGCAAGAAUUGAAAGACUACAUCUUUAUUAAAAUGUAGGAAACGAAAUUAAAGAAAACAUUCAACGAACCAGAAUGGGAACAAAUGAUUACCCUUCCCAAAACCUUAACUCUCUGCUCUAAACACGCUGAAUUAGCAACAACAAAAAACUACUCUACAGGUGAUAUUUAACACCAGCAAGGCUGCAAAAAUUUAGACCUACUAUAUCCAAUUGUUGCUGGAGAGUCAAAUGUGGCAUAGGAAGCAUGUUGCAUGUCUGGUGGGACUGCCUGCGUCUAUCCAAAUUUUAAAGGGACAUAGCGAAACUCAUCAAAGACAUCACAGGGAUAACCCUGCCACACUAAUUGCAACACUACAUAUUAUUCAACUUCCCAGCUUCAGUCUUAAGCCAGAUCGUUAUCUUAUUUUUCAUAUACUCCAAAAUUGGUCCUCACCGAUGUGUAUACAACACAUAAACCAAACACGUCUCUAUGACACUCCUAUACGGCAACAAAAUAUGCCUCCCAAAAGAGAGCACCCACGAUAUAAACAAUAUUGGGAAAUAGCCUGGGAGGCCUGGGCGAAGGUCAUGAAGGAACUUCAACAAUAGAAUUAAAAUAAAAUACUACUACACAUCGAGGUCCGACAGCUGAACCCAUCCAAACCUUUCAGUACUAUGUAUGCAUAAUGCAAUGUGUUGUAGAGUAGUAGGGUAUUGUCACAGUUCAAUAGACAGAUCCGGACUCUAACGUAGUCUGGGAAUUUGAGUUAUACACAACAUGUACCCACUCUGCUACCCCUUGUUUCUGGUUAUAUAAAUAUUUAGUGAAACACUGGACUUGGACCAUGUAUGUAUGUAUGUAUGUGACAGAACAGAGAUGCUUACCCAAAUCUUGUAUGAUAUGUGAGGAUGUAUCUACAACAUGUGUCUUACCUUAUUUGUUUCCAAAUGUCAUGUUUCUUUUUUCUGUGCCAUGCAUGACUGAGUCUAAAUAAAAUUGCAAUUUACAACAACAAAAAAAGAUCAACGUCCUUUCUACUUGUUGCUUGUACAAAUUGUGACAUUUAUCAAGUUCAAAAACCUAAUUUCCUAUGCUGAACUACUAGUUACUCUGUCCCAAUUUAUGUCCAGGUAAUUAAAAUCUCCAAUAAUUAACAUGUUCCCCAGAUUUGCAGCUUUCUCAAUUUGCUCGAACAGCUGUUGUUCCUCAUCAAUAUUAACACAAGGUUGUUUAGAACAUAUCCCAACCAAUAAUUGAUUUCCCCUCUUUUGCCCCAAACAAAUAAUUGCCCAUAAAGCUUCCACAUUUUCCUCAUCACAUUCCACAUACUUAAGAUUUGGCUUUAACUCAUGGUUGACAUACAAACAUACCCUACCACCUUUCCUGUUUUUUUUUUUUUUUCCAUUCUUCCUAAAUCGUGUAUACCCAUUUAAGUUAACUGCCCAGUCAUGUGUCUCAUCCCACCACAUUUCAGUUAUGCCUAUUAUGUCAUAUUGUUUAGUGUAUGCUAUUGCCUCUCGUUCCCCCAUUUGGUAUUGAUGCGAUAACAUGACUCUGUGCUUUGACAUUAAAUCCAUGUGUUUUUCUUCUCCAUCUCUAGGUUUGCCUACAUGGUGGCGACUGUGCUUCUCUGCGUGUUAGUCAGGAAACUUAAUUUGCUUCCAGUAAAAGGGCAGGUUGUAGAAACAAAGUACGAGCUUGUCACGUCCCCAAAAGAAGAAGCUUGGCUCACAGUGUCUAAGAGAAGUCCUACCAACUAAUUACUGGACCUUUCUCUUCCCUGCACAAGUCAAAAGCACACACUGCCUCCAGAGAAAAGGGCGCACUUACACCACUGACGCACAAUUCCAGAACCUUUGGACUGUCCACAUUGUUUUUAUAUUGCAUACUCAAAUUGUUCCACUUCUAAAACCUUCAUUGUUUGUUUUAUAUACUAACAAACCAUCUUCAAUUUGUGGAGAUAAGUAUUUAUCAGAUAACUUCACAAGAUAGUUGCCUUAUUAUUUCCCUCCAGUAAUGACUACAUGAGAUGAUAACACUAUACUCGUACACUUACUUAGGACCAAAAGUAUGUCACUUCAUCAAAUAUGUAGAAUAGAUGCAAACAGGAAAUAAUUGGAUGGUCAUUUAAUGUCGGACUAUGUGUAAACUUUAUAAUGCUUUAUGGUAUGUCGUGAAAAUUAACAAACUUGCUGAUUCACGUUCCCAGGAAAACAUACGGAAGUAAAAUAAACCAAUCUGAUGCAGAAUCUCUUAGGAGUCACAGCUGUAGAAUUCUCAGUACUUUUAAUGUUGCAUCCCAUUAUGUAGGCCAGCAUUGAACAACUAAAUUCUUAACUAUUCUGCAACAUGGACUUAACACUAUGCCAGUAGGUUGUGUUGCUACCGUACCACUUUUGUUCUAGGGUUUGAGAAAGUGAAAUCCUCUGCCUUUAAAUUGGUGCUCUGUUUAUGGAAGAAACUGCACUGCCAAAAUAAUUGAAAUAUAUGUUUGUUUUUCCCCCAAGAUUUUAUUCCAGCACCAUUUGUGAUCGAGUUAAGAGACCUCCCGUGACUUCAUUUACUUUAUUAACUUAUACAAUGUAUAGAAUCUUAAAAGACGGAAAAAACAAACAAACAUAUUACACGUGUAAUUAGGAGAAAUAUGUGUUAAUGGGGGUGUUCUACUACCCGUCUGGCCUGUCUGAACUUUCAUUUUGAUCAGCGUUUCCCUAUAGGAAUGAACGAUUGUGAUAUUAGCGACACUCUGUAAGAGACUAGAAUUGCAUCUUUAUACAGCUCUAGGGCUGAACUGCACAUUUGUGGCACCCGUUUGAGGUGAAGCUUUAAAUAUUCAGACGUGGAAUGCCAUAAAUUCAUGAUCUGUUCUUCUACCUUGGAAAAACAAUAGGGAAAAACAUGAUAGAAUACCCCAUCUAUCCCAUGGUGGAUCAGAGUCAGGUAGCAUUUGGAAACUCUAUAAAAAUGUUAAGUCCAUUUUUGGUGUAUAAAUUAAUAGUCCAGUAAUCCACCCGGGAGUAUCCCGUGGACCACUUUAACAAUCAAUUACCUAGGUAUAUUAAACCACAGCUCUCAAGCCCCAAUAUUUACUAUCCUACUAAUGGCAUCAGUGGUUGGUCUAUGGUAGCUAAGGACAGUUGGAGAAACUGAUUUUGGACAUCCCUGACCUUAAUAUUCCAGUGAAUAUUUUCUAAAAAUGGCUAAACCUAGCCUUAUUAUGUUUAACUAUUGUCAUUGUUGACAUGUUUAGAAUGCACGCUGUUUUAUAUGGUUUGUAGGCAAUGUGUAACCAUAUGUGCCUUUCGGCUCAGAGACUGAAUGUGCCAAUAUGCCAUGCCUCUGGGAUGAAGAAUCUAUCACUGCCACAUAACUGUCCUUUUAACAGAGAACGUGUUGGAAAGUAAAACAAAUAAAUAUACAUAAAAUUAUUAAGACA